This is a messenger RNA of Brachypodium distachyon (stiff brome), 1622 nucleotides long. Its product is annotated as flavin-containing monooxygenase FMO GS-OX-like 2. The record is from RefSeq and is a predicted model, not a curated record. Gene Ontology annotation, molecular function: NADP binding; flavin adenine dinucleotide binding; N,N-dimethylaniline monooxygenase activity. Bases 188 to 1495 code for a protein of 435 amino acids. The transcript is spliced from 6 exons. Lineage: Eukaryota; Viridiplantae; Streptophyta; Magnoliopsida; Poales; Poaceae.
AAUGCACGAGAUUUUUUAUCCUUGGAUCAAGAUCGUACAUGCACGGCCAGCAUUGGAACCAUGGAGAGUGGUACGUACUAGGAGUGACUGAUUCGAUCAAAUUUUGUUGUGAACGCCAUCCUCCGCACCUACCCCUCCACGAACCCACCGAAACCGAUCGUACAGACCGGCCGAUUCAGGCGCCGCGAUGCUGCAGCGGCGCGCGCGGGCGGUGGCCGUGGUGGGCGCGGGCGCGGCGGGGCUGGUGGCCGGGCGCGAGCUGCUCCUCGAGGGCCACGCCGUCGCGGUCUUCGAGCGCUCGGCCCGCCUGGGCGGCACCUGGGCCUACGACGACGAACCGCCGGCCAGAGCGCGCAGCAGCAGCAUGUACGCGUCGCUGCGCACCAACCUGCCGCGCGAGCUCAUGGGCUUCUCCGGCCACGACCUCGCGGACGGGGUCUUCGCCGGCGACCCGCGCGUGUUCCCGGGCCACCGGGAGGUGCUCGCCUUCCUGCGCGCCUUCGCCGAUGAAUCCGGCGUCGCGUCGCGCGUUAGGCUCCGCGCCGAGGUGCUGCGCGUGGCGCCCGUCGGCGGCGGGGAAGAAGAAGUGGAAGAGGAAAAGAGGUGGAGCGUGGCGUGGCGCGACUUGGAAAAAGGCGAGGUGGCCGUGGAGGUGUUCGACGCCGUCGUCGUGUGCACUGGGCACUGCUCCGUGCCCCUUGUGCCCAAGCUCCCUGGAAUUGAAAAUUGGCAAGGGAAGCAGAUGCACAGCCACAGAUACCGCAUCCCAGAGCCAUUUCGAGAUGAGGUCGUUGUUGUUGUAGGAUUAGGCGCCAGCGGAGUGGACAUUGCUAGGGAGAUCUCGCAUGUGGCAAAGGAAGUGCACAUCGCAUCGAGGCAUGACGAGCACAGGCUGGGGAAGAUCGAUAUCUACCGAAAUGUUUGGAUGCACACAGAGGUGAAUUGCAUCCAAGAUGACGGCCAAGUGCGGUUCGGUGAAGGCACAACGAUGGCAGCCGACAUCAUCCUCUACUGCACAGGCUACCGCUACCAUUUCCCGUUCCUGGACCACCUGGAGGAACUCACCGUCGACGAGGACGACAACUACGUCAGCCCUCUGUACAAGCACGUCUUCCCUCCGAAAUACGCGCCCGGCCUCUCCUUCGUCGGGCUGCCGUCAAAGACCAUCAUCUUCCAGACGCUGGAGCUGGUGUCGAGGUGGGUGGCGCGGGCGCUGUCGGGUAGCGUGGCCCUGCCGGACGACGAGGGCAUGCUGGCCGCGGUGCGGGAGGACUGCCGGCGCAUGGAGGAGAGCGGGAAGCCCCGCCGCCACACGCACGUCCUCGUCCCUGAUUGGGUGGAGUACAUGGACUGGCUGGCGGAGCAGGUCGGCGAGCCACAGCUGGAGGCGCGGCGGCGCGAGUUGUAUGAGCGGGCUCUCCGAUGUAUCUGGUCUCUGGACGACGCGUACAGGGAUAGGUGGGAAGAAGGGGGAAGUGGCGGCGGUGCAUUGUAAGAGAAGGAUUAUUAAUUGUGUUGUAUAAUCUCCUUGGAAAUUAUCUGAUCGAGAAGAACCAGAGAUGAACAGCAUAUAUUAUUCGCAGACGGAAGCUGUUGUUUGUGCUUAUGAAUUUCUUUCGGAA